CACCUUUCUCCUCCCGCCAACCACCUGCAUCGUCGGUGAGCUCCUCCCUCCUGGUUGCCGUGGUAACCCAGCAGCAGCCAGGUGGGAGGAGCUUGUCUGCAGCUGUUCUCCAGCCGAUCUGAUGUGUUGUUUGACCUCCAGCUCCCAGCAGCCUCACUGGAACUUCCACGCUGAGGUUCAGGCGUUCAGCAGCCGCCUCCACGAGGACUUCUGCCUGGAGGAGCUGAAGACCGCCUUCGUCAACCCGUGUUACCUGCAGGCGGAGCAACAGAGGAGGCGGGGCUUGGGCGUGGACUCUGAGACCGCCGCUCUGGCUCUGAAAGAUAACGUGGAUCUGAGUAGAAAGGGGGCGAGCUUCACCAGCAGCUUCCUGAGCGCCUGGUGCCGGGCCAGCUUCCCCACCCUGCCGGCGGCGGGCGUGCAGAGCGUCGUGAGGCACCUCACCGGCCCGGCGGUCCUGACCAAGGUCGCAAGAAAUCUGGGCGUUGAAGACCUCGCCAUGAGCGCCGCCUGCCCCGUUCCCGACGACGUGCUGCGGGCCACCUUCAUGGCCGUGAUCGGAGCUCUGCGGGAGAGCGGAGGACCCGAGAGAGCCGGAGCGUUCCUCAGGGACUUCCUGGGCGCCCAGCUGGUCGGGGAGGACCUGUUUGCCAUGUGGCCGGUGGUGGACCCCAUGGGCCUGCUGGUGGAGGAGCUGACCAGGAAGAAGCUCCCCCUGCCAGAGCCUCGCCUCAUCAGGGCGGCCGGAGCCAGCACCGUGCUGCCGCUCUACUUCGUGGGCCUGUACAGCGACAGGAAGCUUCUGGCUCAGGGCCCGGGGGAGACGCUGGCGGCCGCCGAGGAGGAGGCGGCUCGCGUGGCCCUCCGGCUUCUCUACGGCUACACCGGGAGCCACCGGCCCCUGGACUUCUCUCCACUGCAGCAGCCCUCGGCUCAAUCACUCAGCAGCCAUUAGUCAUGAACCUCCAGCAGGGCAGCUCUCGUUUGGGAGCAAAGUUCAGAUCAAUAAAGUUUCCAUCGACCUUAUUGGAGUCUCACUGCACCGAUCACCAUCGUUUGGGUCUAAAUCAGCCCACGAUGUCACGUAUUACCCCGUCACUAGGAGCCAGGCUUUAACUCUCGUAGGUCUCGUGUUUCCUUGAACACGUGAUGACACCGAGAGCCCCGCCACCCGACAGAAGGAGAAGCCGUCUGAGAUCCCUUCAGCUGCUCUUCGGUUGCACUCUGUUGUUCAUCUGUAAUAAAAAGUCCAACGUGUUGUAAACCAU
Pseudoliparis swirei is the source of this 1268-nucleotide messenger RNA. It is a transcript of the gene mrpl44, whose product is annotated as mitochondrial ribosomal protein L44. The record is from RefSeq and is a predicted model, not a curated record. NCBI's taxonomy places the organism in Eukaryota, Metazoa, Chordata, Actinopteri, Perciformes, Liparidae. Gene Ontology annotation, molecular function: double-stranded RNA binding; ribonuclease III activity. The coding region runs from base 122 to 955 and encodes 277 amino acids. Gene Ontology annotation, biological process: rRNA processing; regulation of gene expression; primary miRNA processing. Gene Ontology annotation, cellular component: nucleus. The transcript is spliced from 3 exons.